Molecule: messenger RNA, 3592 nt
Organism: Podarcis raffonei (Aeolian wall lizard)
Lineage: Eukaryota; Metazoa; Chordata; Lepidosauria; Squamata; Lacertidae
Gene: SMCO1
Product: single-pass membrane protein with coiled-coil domains 1
Exons: 3
Coding region: 2121-2705 (194 amino acids)
Source: RefSeq, a predicted model, not a curated record
AGUGGUACCUCGGGUUACAUACGCUUCAGGUUACAUAUGUUUCAGGUUACAGACUCCGCUAACCCAGAAAUAUUACCUCGGGUUAAGAACUUUGCUUCAGGAUAAGAACAGAAAUCGUGCAGCAGCGGCAGCAGGAGGCCCCAUUAGCUAAAGUGGUGCUUCAGGUUAAGAACAGUUUCAGGUUAAGAACGGACCUCUGGAACGAAUUAAGUACGUAACCAGAAGUACCACUGUAUUUGGAUUUGAGCUUUAAUGUAUAAUUUAUCCAUGAGUAUGCCUGAAUUUCUUCAUGGUGGAUCCUAGAAGUUGUAUUUUCCUCUAUUGUGGUUCAAAAUCAAAAAGCUGAUUCCAAGGAAUCCUUAAGUCUUAAAUUAUGCAGCACAAUCUAGGUUUCUUCUAUGAAGAAAUCAAAUAUGAGUUCCUAAUUAAUUUUUUCAACCUAUUGCUACGUACUGUUGUUAUCAUAAAAUGUUAUCAAUAUGCCCAGGUUUAGAUACUUCUGCCUAGUUUGUUUACAUUAAUAUUCUUUUGCUGGUAUUAAAUCACAACUUCUUACAAUUUACUUUUACUACACAAGCUGAAAAUGUAAGUUUUAAAAGAAAAAACCAAUAUGCUAAAUUUUCUGCCAAUAAAGCAACUUUCCUUUUAUCAGGGAAGUAUUUCUUUCAUAGCAUAGUGAUUCCUGGCUCAUUCUCAUCCUUUUGUUUGUAAGAGCAGAAGGUGUGAUAGAUAUUGACAACUGCAUGGUACAAGGGAUAGUAGCAGCACACUCUAAAAUCCUGGGUUUCUUCUUGAUCUUUUCCUAUUUAUGGAGAAUAAAGCUUUAACUGAUAAGGCUUUUGUGAGAUCUAAGCUGUGUAUACAAAUGGUGACUUAAACCUUUUAUAAGAGCCUAAUACUGUUUCUGGUCAUUUUCUGUAAAGUAGGAAGUUUUGGAUGAUUAGAACAAUUAACAAAAGUGUUAACUUUUGCUUUUGACACAGUACCAAACUUAUGGGUAUGCAAUUGUACUGGCAUCUUAAAAUGACAGGCAGGCAUUGACCAUGCUAUUCAAAUCAGCAAACUCUGAUUUAGAGGGUAAACCAUGCAUUUCAAGUAUGGACUGCAAGAGCAUAGUUUGUUGAUCUGGAUUAUUUAGCAAACAUGGAAUGACAAACUGAAAAUGAAGCUGUGUGCUUGAGGGGAAGAGGAGGUACCCAAGCCUGCAGUUCAUUUCUAAACCUCUAAGCAAUGGUUUGAGGGAUUGGAUGAACUGAGGCAUUGAAUUACAUAGCAAACAUUUCCUGUGCCCAAAAUAUUUACUUAUUUGAUAUAAACUGCCAUAUAUUCUGAGCAAAUUGCUGCAGAGUUUUGCAACCACUACAUAUUUUUCCCUGCUCUGCUUGCUAUACGAAUGAAUAUCUUAUAGGUUUAGUAGCUGCUUCUUGGAACAUAUUUUGUCUUCUGGUUCUAAUAACAGAAUACAGAAGUCAUUUGUACUCUUGUGUCAGGACUAGGACAAAUGAGAUCAAUGCAUCUAUAAAUAGCUAGUUUUUUUACUUUAAAACAGAUGUGUUCCUUUCACAUAUUUCGUGUAUGUGUAGGUAUAGAUAUGUAUAUGUAAAGAGGGGUGGCAAUUUCUUCAUACAUGUUCUCUUUGUACCUGAUGUGACUCAUGUAUAUUGCUACAGAUGGGUAUUGGGAGCUGAGCAGCAACUUGCCAUAAAUGAUGUAAAUGAAAAGAGAUGUAUUUAACAUGGGUGGCAACAUUAAUAUUUUAAAUACAUAAAGACUGAAGCAGUAAGCUGCUGUACCUCCCACAUAGCAACCCAAUAUGACUCUAAACAGACAUAAAUAGAAAAUUAGUAAUUUAACAGGUUAGUGUAGUUUGUGUGAAAAUAAUUCAUUUAUCUUCAUGUAAGCAAGAGAAACUGUCGCAACUGAUCCACUGUGGUUCAAUAAACAACGUGCUUGUGGGCAUGUGUUAAUAAGCUAAACUUGGAUGUCCUAGCUGGCUAUAAAAAGAUUUAAGUGAAAUUGACCUUCAGCACAAGCUGGAACUCCUGUUAUAUGUUUGCUGUCUGCUGCAAAAGAGAAGCUAACCAGCAUUUAAACAUACAAUUAUUUUUCUCUCCCUGAAGAUGGCCAGAGAAGCUAUAUCACUGUGUGCUCUGAACAAGACAUUAAACAGAGUGGAGAACAAACUGCACACUUUAGAGGGUCAGUUUACAGUGCUAGACUCUAGCAUUCAGAAAUUAACAGAGAAGUUUGAGUUUCGGACUACAGUAAUGGAGCAUCAGUUCGACCAGGAUGAAAUGUGGUCAUCACUGCUAGAAGACAGAUUCUCUUCUGUGGAGGUAAAUCUUUUCUACAGCUACAUUUGUGAAACUAUUCGCUGCUUACAUUCUGAAGUGGUAGAAAUGCUACCAGAUCUGGCAAAAGCCCUUCCUACUCUGUCAUCUGUUCUGAGGCGAAAAGGCAGAAACCAAAGAAUUAGGCUGGCCUGGGAGUCUGUACUGGAGAAACUGGGGCUGCAAGAAGGAGAUGUUAAAGCCCUCUGUGCAUUUUUCAUUACAAAUUGUCACAAUGCCUGCUACUAUCCUGCUGAUCAAAGGCAAGAUUAUGCCAAUGACAUCAGCUCUAUUAUAAACAACGUGGUGAAGAACCCGCUGCUUCAGCGAAGUCUGCUGUCUGCUAUUUGCGUAGUGGAAUACAGAAAAAACUGAACACGCUUGCAAAGAACAAGAGACACACCCUAAAGGAUUAUAACCUAGAAACAAAUUGUCUCCAAAACUGCUUAUAACUGCAAAGUCCUUCCUCAGUAGCUUUAUGCAAGACUUCCUCUCAGUCUUCACCCCAUCUUUAACAGAAAAAAGUUCCACUGUACUGGCCUAAUCCACAGAGAAGUUGUACAGAUUAUGAAGAUUGCAUAUGUGAAGCAUGACUGAAGCGAUGCAUUAUUAUUACUGCUAAUAUUAACAACUCCCAUUUUGCUCCUAUCUUUUGAAAUCUAUCACCCAGAUCCUACAGUAGAGUAUAAUCUUGAAGUUCCCCUUUUUUGGUUUCUCACUUGAAAUACAGGCCCCAUUCUUGAGAGGCAGGCAUAAUUGCAUAUAUCACAAACAUAUGUCUUGGUGCGAGUGUAAUGUACAUAUUUGCUGGGUCCUGCUGCAUACUUCAGGGAGUGCCUGCUCCCAAUUUGUUGAUCAAUUUUCUCACAGUAAAAAAAGUGGGGUAUAAAGAGGAAGUCCUCCUCAGGUGAUUUUUAAAAUGCAUACUUAUUUACUUGCAACCUCAAGUGCACUAAGCCAUCUGUGAUUGACCAUGAUUAGCUUGACUUUUGUUCAUUAUGUAUUCCCUCAUAGUUCCUAUGCUUUCUUUUGCCAUUUAGAAACAUAGCUGCAUGUUAUUAUCUUCUUCUCUGUUACCAAUGUGGUUAAAAGUUAGUCACCAUGUCUUAUUCAGCCCCAUUUAAAAGCAAAUUGACACCAGAGCACACUCUAAUAUGUACUGUUUGCACCUGAUGAAAUCACAUACUGCUCAAUAAAGUGAUUCAUAGUUUAAAGAAAAUAUUAUGCACACUCAUGUCUAAUGGCUGGGCUGCAACACUUCA